Messenger RNA from Pygocentrus nattereri (red-bellied piranha), 1505 nucleotides. It is a transcript of the gene alg5, whose product is annotated as ALG5 dolichyl-phosphate beta-glucosyltransferase. The coding region runs from base 204 to 1199 and encodes 331 amino acids. The transcript has 10 exons. NCBI's taxonomy places the organism in Eukaryota, Metazoa, Chordata, Actinopteri, Characiformes, Serrasalmidae. The record is from RefSeq and is a predicted model, not a curated record. Gene Ontology annotation, cellular component: endoplasmic reticulum membrane.
CAGUAUGGUGCCCUGCGGUGUGAUGAUGUGGAGUAGCAGCGGAUCAUUUCCGCACAGCCGCUUCACGGUGAGGUGGAGGAAGAUCAGCCACGGCGCUGUAACAGCUGCACCGGCCGCGGUCUCCCUGCCCUGAUGUGUGCGUUGUGAGAGAGAGAGGGGAGAGAGACAUCGAGAGAGAUAGAGAGAGAGAGAGAGAGAGAGGGAUGGAGCUGGAGCUGGGUCUGGGUCUGGGUCUGGGUCUCUGUCAGCUCCUCCAGGCUGCUGCAGUUUUGGCUCUGCUCCUCUUACUGCUGGUUAUUGUAAUCGCCCACGCUACAGCCGGUAUGGUGGACCAGACACGUGCGGAGCAGGAGAAACACUUCCUCACGGCUUCAGGGAACAAGGAGCCGUUCCCUAGUCUGUUUGACCCCCAUUCCAGGGAGCUGUCUGUAGUCGUGCCCUCCUACAAUGAGGAGUCCAGAUUGCCCGUCAUGAUGGAAGAAGCCAUGGAGUACUUGGAGAAAAGACAGAAGAAAAAUCCGUCGUUUACCUAUGAGGUCAUUAUAGUUGAUGAUGGCAGCAAAGACAGAACCACAGAGGUUGCCUUGGGGUACACAAAGAAGUAUGGAGCAGACAAAGUGAGGGUCCUGACUCUGAAGAAGAACCGUGGUAAGGGGGGCGCUGUGCGGAUGGGCACUCUGAGCUCUCGCGGUCGUCUUAUUCUGAUGGCAGACGCGGAUGGAGCCACGAAGUUUGGCGACAUUGAAAAGGUGGAAGCUGGUCUGGAGAAUCUCAGCCCAAAGCCGGAGAACAUGGCUAUAUCCUGUGGUUCCAGGGCUCACUUGGAAAAAGACUCAGUGGCUCAGCGGUCCCUGUUCCGGACCAUCCUGAUGUACGGGUUCCACUUCUUGGUGUGGUUCUUCUGUGUGAAGGGGAUCAAGGAUACCCAGUGUGGUUUCAAGCUCUUCACUCGUGAGGCAGCACUGAGGACCUUCAGCAGUCUGCAUGUGGAGCGCUGGGCAUUUGAUGUUGAGCUCCUGUAUGUAGCCCAGUGCUUAAAGAUACCUAUAGCUGAAGUGGCAGUCAACUGGACUGAGAUUGAAGGGUCAAAGCUGGUGCCGUUCUGGAGCUGGCUACAGAUGGGCAGAGAUCUAGUCUCCAUUAGACUACGUUACAUCACUGGUGCCUGGAGACUGGAGUCCCCGAGGAAAACCCAGUAGCCUUUGCUGCAGUUGGCCUGUGGAUGCACAUGAGCAAACAGUGCUUCGUGUGUGUGUCACCCCCACAUGGCACUGCUACAGCUGGCAGAGUUCGUAAUCAGUGACCAGGAUUGUUACCACGCAUUGUGUCAAACUAUGUAGUGACUAUAAUCUUUUUAUUAUUUCAGGAUUUUGCCCUUGGUGAACUGUAAAUGUUUUCCAUAUGAUGUUUAUUUUAGCUUUUUGGAGGGGGCUCACACUGACGUGUAGAGAUUUUCAUUUGAAGAGCACUCAGUGUUCAGCCAAAUAAAAGAACAGUUAAUAUAA